AUGGACCACUACCCCAAAGAGCAGGAUGAGAUCGUGGCUCAGUUCUGUGCCAUGACAGGUGCCCCGGCCUCAGAGGCUGUGGAAUACCUUGGUAACAACAACGGGGACAUCGAACUCGCCGUGGCCGAGUUCUUCCAAGAGCAAGAUGAGGCUCUGCAGGAUAUGAAUCCAACUGAAGAGUCCACUCGAACAGCAUCAGGGGGGCGAUCGCUAGGGGGUGCUGCUGUCCCGACAUCUUCUGCUCCGGCCGAGUCGUCAGCUACCAAGCGCGCAGCGCCCAAAAAGAAAUUUGCGACAUUUGGAGACAUUGCUUCUACAAGUGGCGGCGAUUCUUCAGAAGACGAUGGCUCGGUAGACCAAGACUUCUUUGCCGGAGGAGAGAAGUCUGGUUUAGCUGUGCAGAACCCGGAUGAUCUGAAAAAGAAGAUCCUGGAAAAGGCUCGGAGAGCCGCGCCGCCCCCUCAGUCAGAUGAACCCGAGUUACGCCCAUCCCAUUUCACUGGCACCGCCCGUACUCUUGGUGGUGAUGAGGCACCCAGCCGCGUAAUUGAAGAUCUUACUGCCCCACCCCCGCAACGACCUCAGCGUGUUCAACGAACUCUUCACUUCUGGUCCGAUGGAUUCUCAGUCGAUGACGGCGAGUUGUACCGAUCGGACGACCCACGCAAUGCCGAGAUCUUGGAUGGCAUUCGGCAGGGUCGUGCCCCGCUGGGGAUCAUGAAUGUGCAAGCUGGGCAGGAAGUGGAUGUGGAGCUCAAACAGCACGAAGAGAAAUACGUGAAGCCCAAGCCCAAGUACAAGCCCUUCUCUGGAUCCGGUCAGCGCCUCGGCAGCCCAACCCCGGGUAUCCCAGUGUCUACUCCCCCACCCGCCGAGCCUAAAGCUCCCACUUCUAGUGACUACCCCCCAAGGCAUGAUGUGGACGAGUCACAACCAAGCGUGACCCUCCAAAUCCGACUGGGGGAUGGCACUCGUAUGACUUCCCGCUUCAAUACCAGUGCUACCAUUGGUGACGUCUACGCAUUCGUCGCUGCCUCCACACCAGAUGGCCGUAACCGCGCAUGGGUACUGAUGACUACAUUCCCCAAUAAAGAGCUGAACGACUGGGAGGUAACUCUCGGCGCUCUACCCGAGUUCAAGCGCGGUGGUGUUGUUGUUCAGAAAUGGAAAUAG
Molecule: messenger RNA, 1173 nt
Organism: Penicillium odoratum
Lineage: Eukaryota; Fungi; Ascomycota; Eurotiomycetes; Eurotiales; Aspergillaceae
Product: protein phosphatase regulator SHP1
Exons: 3
Coding region: 1-1173 (390 amino acids)
Biological process (GO): proteasome-mediated ubiquitin-dependent protein catabolic process; Golgi organization; membrane fusion
Cellular component (GO): cytosol; nucleus
Molecular function (GO): ubiquitin binding
Source: RefSeq, a predicted model, not a curated record